CCCACCCUGAAAACGCGGCCUCACGAGUAAUUUCUAAAAGCGUAAAAUGCACACGCCAGCUAUGUAAACAGAGACAUAAUUUUUCUUUUAAUCUGUUCUUGUUUCUUGGAAAAAUCAUAGUAGUAUUUUUGUCAACAAGAAAUUCAAAUCACAUAGUAGUUUUUAAUCUCUCCAUAAUGCUGGAAUUAUCUAUCCAGGGUGAGCCAGUGUGGAAAUCAUCCCACAAAACCAAUUGGUAUUAGUAAAGUAAUUUUCAGGCCCCUUUAAUGCAGUUCAGGGUUUAGGAGAAUCUGUACUACUGGUCCAUGCAGUUGGAAAUGUUGCGGGCAGUAGUCUAAUGUUCUAUUGGAGUGUAGUGUUGGGGUUGUUCUAGGUUAGCAAUGGAAAGUAAAGUAGUAGAUGAAAAUGAGGAAGGCCCAGUUGUUCCCAUGCGAGUUGAUAGAUUCGGUUUCGUGAAGCAGGAACAUAGCCCUACUGAAGGUUUAGCAAGGAGCCGGUCGGCCUUUGAAUAUCAGAGAGAUGAAAGAAGGAUUAGGAAAUGGAGAAAAAUGAUAGGUGUUGGAGGAAGUGACUGGAAGCAGUAUGUUCGGAGGAAACCACAUGUUGUUAAAAGGCGAAUACGGAAAGGAAUACCUGAUUGUCUAAGGGGGCUCGUCUGGCAGCUAAUUUCUGGAAGUCGGGACCUCUUGCUGCUGAAUCCUGGAGUUUAUGAGCAACUUGUCAUAUAUGAGACAUCAGCUUCCGAAUUGGAUAUUAUUCGAGAUAUUUCUCGCACCUUUCCUUCACAUGUUUUCUUUCAGCAGAGACAUGGACCUGGUCAAAGGUCUCUUUACAACGUUCUGAAAGCAUAUUCCGUCUUUGACCGAGAUGUUGGAUAUGUACAGGGCAUGGGAUUUGUAGCAGGUCUGCUUCUUCUUUACAUGAGUGAAGAAGAUGCAUUUUGGUUAUUGGUUGCAUUGUUGAAGGGAGCCGUUCACACUCCUAUGGAAGGAAUGUACUUGGUAGGAUUGCCGCUUGUACAGCAAUACCUCUUUCAGUUUGAUAGUUUGGUGAAAGAGCACCUGCCGAAGUUGGGUGAACAUUUUGUUCAGGAAAUGAUAAAUCCCAGCAUGUAUGCAAGUCAGUGGUUCAUAACUGUUUUCUCGUACUCUUUUCCAUUUCACUUGGCUCUCAGAAUUUGGGAUGUUUUCCUUUUUGAGGGUAUUAAAGUCGUCUUCAAAGUUGGCUUGGCUCUAUUGAAAUAUUGCCACGAUGACCUGGUAAAGUUGCCAUUUGAGAAACUCAUACAUGCUUUGCGCAACUUCCCUGAGGAUGCCAUGAAUCCAGAUAUACUGUUACCAAUGGCUUUUUCAAUCAAGGUUUCCAAGCAUUUGGAGGAACUGAAGCAAGAAUAUGACCAGCAACGCGGGAAACCUCCUGAUUCCCAAGUCAAACAGUAAGAUUUACCAAACGCAAGAGACCUCUGAAGAGCAACCAAGCUAGAUUUCUGUGCAUAAAAUUUGUAUUCUUUUAGUUGUGUUUCCAAAGCUGACUCAGCUGCUGUACAUAAAUACAUUGACCAGAUUACCAGACCAAUGCAGUUUUUAGUGCAAAAUACACUUCUCAUGGUUGUUUGGUCUAUUUGGAGUAGGCGUCUGGCUUCGCCAUGAGGGUCAAUGGUAUAAGUUUUACUUGGCUUCUUAUA
Molecule: messenger RNA, 1684 nt
Organism: Nicotiana tabacum (common tobacco)
Lineage: Eukaryota; Viridiplantae; Streptophyta; Magnoliopsida; Solanales; Solanaceae
Biological process (GO): regulation of GTPase activity
Molecular function (GO): GTPase activator activity; small GTPase binding
Source: RefSeq, a predicted model, not a curated record